UCUUUCUUUGUGGGUUUGACCUAAAAACAGGAAAAGAACAUCUCAAAUGGAGUUUACAUAGAUCGAUUGGAUAUUUGGUUUUCAGCUACGCUCUCCCCGAGUUUCUCCGAUACGCCGCACAGAGAGGAUCUCUCUUCCUCUAUCUUAUCUCGUCCUUGGUUGGGGUUCCGUUUGGGGGGAGGGGAGGGUUUGCCGAGGAAAGGGCAAGCGAUGAAAUCCUUGAAGAAACUGCGAGGAUUCACACUGAACAAGACUGAUGCCAAGGGCAAAAGAGAUCACCAGCCUUCCGCACAGUUGGAUGAGCUCGCCCAGGCAUCUCAGGACAUGCAAGACAUGCGAAACUGUUAUGAUAGCUUACUUUCUGCAGCUGCUGCAACAGCAAAUAGUGCAUAUGAAUUCUCAGAGUCACUGCGGGAAAUGGGUGCUUGUUUGCUUGAGAGAACUGCUUUGAAUGAUGAUGAAGACAGUGGUAGAGUUCUGUUAAUGCUGGGAAAAGUGCAGUUUGAACUUCAGAAACUUGUUGAUAAUUAUCGCUCUCAUAUCUUUCAGACAAUUACAAAUCCAUCAGAGUCUCUUCUCAAUGAACUUCGAACAGUAGAGGAUAUGAAGCGUCAGUGUGAUGAGAAAAGAAAUCUAUAUGAAUAUAUGAUGAUGGCACAUCGAGAGAAGGGGAGGUCAAAAGGCACAAAAGGGGAAAGUUUUUCUCCACAGCAGCUGAAAGCAGCUCAUGAUGAGUAUGAUGAGGAGGCAACUUUAUUUGUAUUUCGUCUUAAAUCAUUGAAGCAAGGACAGUCCCGAAGUCUGUUGACACAGGCAGCUCGACAUCAUGCUGCUCAGUUGAGCUUCUUUAGGAAGGCUGUUAAAUCUCUUGAGGCGGUUGAGGAACAUGUAAAACUGAUAGCCGAACAGCAACAUAUUGAUUACCAAUUCAGUGGACUUGAGGAUGAUGAUGGGGAGGAUGCUGAUGAUGAUGAUGGUUAUGAUGGUAAUGAUGAUGGAGAGUUGAGUUUUGAUUAUGGCCAAAAUGAUCGCAAUCAAGAUAUUGUUGCAACAUCAAGGGAUUCAAUGGAGCUGGAUCAGGUGAACCUUUCAUUUUCACAAUUGCCAACAGUGGAAAUUGCACAGGAAAAUCCAGAUAAAAGCCAAGGAGAUCUCCAUGCUGUUAGGGAACCCAAGGCAGGGAGCCAGUCUGCCCCAAUCUUAGCGGAGAAGAAAUUUGAUCCAGUUGAAAGGUCGCAACCAUCAACACGAAAGUUUCACACUUAUGUACUACCCACUCCAGCAAUGCUUUCUGGAACAAGCAACCCAGUAAGCCAAACAAUGCCAACAAGCCAGGGUGGACGCAUCCACAAUCUUUGGCAUUCAUCCCCGUUGGAGCCCAGGAAGAAUGAAAAUGAUUCCAAAGAUGAGAAGUUGUCAGGAUCCAGCAUUUCAAAAGUGCAGUCGGUGCUUAAAGAAAGUAACUCUAAUAAUAACUCCAUCAAGUUGCCCCCUCCACUGCGGGAGGGGCUUUCAGUACCACAGUCUGAUUCCCAUGCUGUUUCUGAUACUAAAAAGGUGAAGAGACAAGCUUUCUCUGGUCCACUAACGAGUAAACCAUGGUCAACCCGGCCUUCAAUACCCCAACCAUCCUCACCUCCAAAGGUAUCCCCAAGUGCUUCACCUCCUCUCACAUCUUCGCCCAAGAUAAGUGAGCUGCAUGAGCUCCCUAGACCCCCAGUAAGCUCACCCAACAAGCUCACAAGACCCUCAGGUUUUGUUGGUUAUUCAGGUCCCUUGCUAGCGAGAAGUCAAGACCAUUCUAUAUCAAACAAAAAGCCCAUGAUGGCCUCAAAUGCAGCAUCUCCACUUCCAACACCUCCUUCGGUCAUCCCUAGGAGUUUCUCUAUACCAUCUAGCAGCCAGAGAGCAAUUGCAUUGCACAUGGCCAAGCUGUUGGAAACUCCUCAAAACACAGAUAACACUGAAGUUGCUUCACCUCCUCUGACACCUAUUUCCUUGACAAACAUCCAGCCAGCAUCAACCACUUCAGAGGUUACCCAAGGUGGUCAAAUCAGAGGUGGCGAUUGAGUUGACGCACGUGCAUGCGUUUGGGAAUUGUGCAAUUCCCCUUGAUUUUGGCCUUGGCCAGUCAAGUGUGAUGACCCCAUGUUUCGGAUCUCUCUUUUUUUUUUCCUUUUUUCGGGGAGGGGGCCUGUAAAUAUGAUAUAUGAUAGUGCAUUAAUUUGUUUCUUGUUUUAAUCUUCAUCUUUUGUUGCCAAUUUUAUGAUGAGAACUCGGCAUCAGUGCAUUGAAUAAUCGUCUUUUGUUGCCUAUUCCAUCAGAUGAGCAAUUUUGGUCUCAUACUUGCAUAUCAA
This is a messenger RNA of Nelumbo nucifera (sacred lotus), 2357 nucleotides long. RefSeq lists its product as uncharacterized. The record is from RefSeq and is a predicted model, not a curated record. NCBI's taxonomy places the organism in Eukaryota, Viridiplantae, Streptophyta, Magnoliopsida, Proteales, Nelumbonaceae.